Molecule: messenger RNA, 1680 nt
Organism: Lucilia sericata (common green bottle fly)
Lineage: Eukaryota; Metazoa; Arthropoda; Insecta; Diptera; Calliphoridae
Exons: 5
Coding region: 35-1594 (519 amino acids)
Source: RefSeq, a predicted model, not a curated record
AAAUUAUCAUUAUUACAAUUCGAGAGGCCAUAAAAUGCAGUUGUCGGUUCGUCAAAUCAGUAACAAUACAACAGCACCUUGUAUUUCGUGCAAUAAACUCAUUUUUGUGAUCCUGCUAUUGCUUCAUGUACAUGUCAGCUGUGUAGCGGCUGAGCGAAUAUGUCAUCAAUGUCAUGGUAUUAAUUGUCUACGCACUACUUAUGAGGCCACACAAAAAUGUCUUAGCGAUUUGGAUAUCUGUGUAACCGUAUUUGAUGGACAAACUAUACUGGCUCAAGGUUGCCUGGAACAACUUUCCGAAGAAUUGCGCAAUAAAUGUGGUAGUGAGGCACAGUUUCAAGACUCUAAGGAAUCUAAUGAAUGUUUUAAAUGUAACGAAAAUUUGUGCAAUAAUUUGGCAUCAAGUUCAUUUGAGUGUAUUCAAUGUGAUUCUAAUAAUGAUGAAAAUUGCCGCACCAACCCAAAUAGUUUAUUGCCAUCAAGAUGUGGUAUUUCACGAACCCCAAAUGAAUAUUGUUUUGUUAAACGUCAGGGAAAUCGAGUGACUCGAGGCUGUUCUAAUACAUUGGAAGAACAAAAGUCAUGUUUAUCUAGUGCCGAUUGUAUGAUUUGUCAACCUAGUGAAUUGAGUAAUUGUAACGACGAAGAGGUAAUAAAAGAUGAUGCAAGUUCAGGUGAUGAGGGUUCUGAUAAUGGCCCAGAUGGAGGAAAUAAUGGAGAUAAUGGCUCUGUAAGUGGGCGUACAUGUCACCAAUGUAAUGGUAUAAAUUGUUUACGCACCACCUAUGAGUCAACACAAAAAUGUCUUAAUGAUUUGGAUAUCUGUGUAAAUGUAUUUGAUGGCGAAACAAUAUUGGCUCAAGGUUGCCUCGAGCAACUUUCGGAAGAUUUGCGCCAUAAAUGUGAUGCGCAAAAUUUGAAUGAUUCAAAUGAUUGCUUUAAGUGCAACGAAAACUUGUGCAACAAUUUGGCUUCGAAAUCAUUUGAAUGUAUUCAAUGUGAUUCUGAGACUGACGAAAAUUGUCGUAUAAAUCCUAAAAGUUUGUUGCCCUCGAGAUGUGUAAUUUCUCGGACGCCUAAUGAAUAUUGCUUUGUUAAACAAGAAGGCAAUCAUGUGAUUCGGGGCUGCGCUAAAACUUUAGAAGAACAAAAAUCAUGUUUAUCCAGUACGGAUUGUAUGAUCUGUCAACCCAGUCAAUUGAGUGGUUGUAAUGACAGUGAACUACUAAUUGAUGACAGUGGCUCAGGUGGUUCGGGUGAUGGUGGUUCCGGAAAUGGUUCAGGUGGUGGCGGAUCAGAAGAUGGUGGAUCCGGUAGCGGUUCAGAUGGAGGAAAUCCAGGAGAUGGUGGAUCGGGUAGUGGCUCAGAUGGAGGAAACACAGGAGAUGGUGGAUCGGGUAGUGGAGGAUCUGAUGAUGGUAAUGGGGGAAGUGGAUCAGGUGAUGGAGGGUCUGGUGAUGGAUCUGGAGAUGGUGAUAAUGGUUCAGGAAGUGGAGGAUCUGGUGAUAAGCCUGAUAACAAUGGUUCUAAUAUUAUAAGUUCUCAUAUUUUUAUUUUUGUGAUAAAUGUAAUUAUUGCAUUUUAUUGCAUUUAAAUAAUCUACCUACACAUAAGUAUUUGUUGCAUAAUUAAAAGUUAAAUGAAAAAAUAUACACACAAACAUAAAUAUGUAUUAACAUA